AUUCAAGAUGGCAAAAUCCCACUAAACGUGCUACCAACAUCGUGUUCUAGAAAUAUAUUUUUUUUAAAUAUCCCAGAAAUAAUAUGUCAUAAUUUCAGACAUGGAAAUGUUGUUUUAUUUAAAUAGAAAAUGAUUUAUAAAAGCUGACUGUUAAGCCUGUUCAAUUUAAAAAACACUGUGGACCCUCGUUAAGUUGCAUAAUCGCGACAGAUCUUGAACGUAGCAUCAUUGAGGCUGAAUCCCUCAGUGCAGCGCCAGUGAUACCAGUGAACCCUCAGCAAGAAAACUGCACUGCUGAAACUUCAUUAAAGAAGGAAGGAAAGACCGUCUUGGCAAAUUUUGGACGCAUGCUAUUUUUCAACCGAGAGCUGUCUUACAGAUUUCUUUUUGGACGACUUUGAUUGUUGUCGAAGGACUCUUGUGUAUCUCAUGACACGAAGACCUUUUGACUUGUGGAAGAUUUUUGUUUAGCUUUUGAGCUUGCAUAUCUAUGAAAUCAGAGCCAUACCUUAUAUCUGCUUUAAUCAGAAAGCCACAGAUAAUUAAAUGGGCGUCUUACAAAUGUGAUAUUAAAACAUAUAAAGAUAAAAACGGCAUUAUAAUGCAUCAUGCAGCAGCAUCUCUAUUUCACUAACCAAAACUGAAAAUGAAGGCAAUGUAACAUUGGGUUUUACUUCCUUCAUUGUCAUGUGACUUUGAACCUUUUGAGCAUUAUCUUUCUUCAAACUCAGACAGUCUUUCAUCAGUUUAAUGAGGUGAGCCGUAGUUCUCAGUGACCUCCAUUGCCAUUAAAAGACUGUCUCUGAACCUCUUUCUUUUCUGCAUGCGUUUCCGCAGAACUUAAAAUGAUUCGGUAAAAGGUGAGUCGACGUAAAAACAUACUGGCACGCAGUGUGGCAGGACAACACCUGUCUGUCUUCCCUCAUCUGGUGUCAAAGUGGAACUGCUACACAAUCUGCUCUCCAUGUUUGUCAGAUCGAUUCAUUUUGCCAUUCAGUAUAAAGUCCAAUCAGGUAUUGAGUCUUACUUCUGACAAUAAGAGCAAAUGGCACAAAUGAAUUGGUGAAGGAUUAAGUCUGCCUAGACAAUUACCUGGACUGGAAACAGUAGCACUUACAAUUCAUUAGCGACGUGACCUGCAAAGGAGCUGUUUGGGAAUCCGGUUCAAGAAGGAGUCGGUCCUUCAUAGGCCUCUGUGCUUCUGCUUUAAAAUCUACUUCCUGCUUUGCCAGUUCUCUGGAUCGCCAUUCAAGAUCAUUCCUGCAACCUUUUGACCCAUCUCCCAGUGUUUCACCCUGGACGAAGCGAUCUGCCUCUGGGGAAAGGGGCUGCGCUUUCCUGGAGGAGGUGGGGAGAGGGUUGUCGGUGUGCUGCUCCUCAUCUGUCAGUGCACACACUCUGUGAUCAGUGCCAACAGGCCUGAGGAACCGAGCCCAGCCGGACCGAGAGAGGAGGCAGAGGACUUCAGAGCCACAGACUCUGGGAUCCUGGCCAUGAGGUUUGAUGCCUCGAUCCACUGACCGGAAACACUGGACCUAAAUGGCGCAGCAUGACUUUGUCCCUGCCUGGCUUAACUUCUCCACGCCCCAGCCUGCCAAGUCCCCUGCUGCCAACCUUGAGAAACAAGGUGAGCCCCACCACCACAGAGACGGCAGAACCGCUGUAAGCCGCCGUCGCCACAACUCCUCUGAUGGCUUCUUUAACAACGGCUCCCUGCGUGCUCCAGCAGGUGAUGGAUGGCAGCAGCCCUCUCUGCUUCUGAGGCAUGACUCAGUGGACUCGGGGGUGGCCAAAGGAGGGCAUGGUGGGCUGGCAGGGGGCUCCUGUUGGAAGGAAACACCCAGCUGGCACGGAGCGCCGCGGGGUACCCAGGACGGCCACCACCACCACCAGGGACGCCACCCCAAACGGGUAGGAGUCGACAGGGACAGGCAGACGGGGCACCGGCAGCGCAAUGGUAACUUUCAUCCCCGCAAGGGCGCCUCGUACCAGGACAAGUUCCCCAAAGAGGAACGCAAAGACGGCAAGGACGAUAAGCUGAAGUUCGUGGAAGAGGACUUUCCUUCCCUCAACCCUGAAACAACUGGAAAGCCUGGGACUCAGAUGCGAGCAGUGGCUCCCCAUGCUGGAGUGUGGGAAAACCCCCCUAAUGGCAAACAGAUGGUGUCCAAAAUGCUGGUUAUCAAGAAGGUUUCCAAGGAGGACCCCAGCGCGGCCUUCUCUGCGGGGUUUGCCACUGCUGGCAACUUGUCCACCAACGGCAGCAAAGCUCCCAUUGCAGGCUCCAGCAUCUACAAGAACCUGGUCCCAAAGCCUGCUGUGGCCCCCACCAAAAGCACCCAGUGGAAAUCCGGUGGUAGAGAGAUCACGAAAUCUGGCCUUCACAUGCCAGGCCGAGAUUCAGUCUUCACCAGUCCCGUCUCUGCAGCCAAACCCAGCACCCCAGUCAGUGCACCACAGCACAACACCCCGAAAGAGCACCCUUCCAGCACGACUCCUCCCAUAGACAUUGCCCCGUCGAGGCUGAAGCUGAUGCGGCGUGGUCCGGACCGUAAGAGUGAGUUCCUGCGAGCUCUGAAGGACGAGGGCACCGGAGAGCUGACGACGAGCAGCAGCCCAGGAACAUCAGGAGAGUGUGUUGUCUUGCUGUGUGAAUAUUCUCAGGGUGAAAGCAGCACCCCAGAGCCCAAAGCCUACAGCGAGGAAGUCUGCCACGAGAAUGGUCUGUCCUACUCCCUCAGUGACUCGGACACCGACCACCUGUCCAGCUCCCUGGAGGCAGAGCACAGGUUGCUGAAGGCCAUGGGUUGGCAGGAGUACCCAGAAAAUGAUGACAACUUCCUGCCUCUGACGGAGGACGAGCUGCGAGAGUUCCAGACUAAAACCGAACAGCUGAAGAGGAACGGCAUGCAGAGGAAUGGGGCUCUCCCGAGGGCGCGGGGUGUCACCCUCCACUUCACCCCCUGGAGGAGUGUGGCGGAGGCGAACGUCGAGGAGGGCUCAGAGUCCGAAACCAGUAGCAGCAGCCAGACCUCUGACGACGACGACUGCAUCAAAUCCUAACGUGGCUUUAUGGAACAAAAAACAACAACAACACAACAUCCCAGCAAGCAACCCCCCUCUUUCUCUCUCAUCUUUGUUUUUAGAGCACCAUUUUGAAUUUCUUUUGUUUUGAUUUUUUUGUUGUCAUUCUUGCACAAGGGAAAAACCAAUCAUAUCCCAGUGAAGGGGGAGAUUCCUGCUCCGCCAGACGUCGUUUUCCCUGCGUUUCCUCCUUCACUGCAGUCCCUGCCCUCUUUGACCCCUCUCCCCCUCCUUCCUUUUUCUUCGCUUUGUGGAACUGACGUGUUCAUCAAGAAAAGAAGGGCAAUGAAUGCACACUUGAUUCUGCUUUAAACAGACUAACUCAUUUCAUUGAUGAUGCUGAUGACACAUUAUUAAUGAUAUUAAUAAAAAUUGGUUCCUGACAAGCUGAUAUGUUUCAAUAUGAA
This is a messenger RNA of Sander lucioperca (pikeperch), 3491 nucleotides long. It is a transcript of the gene gpbp1l1, whose product is annotated as GC-rich promoter binding protein 1-like 1. Gene Ontology annotation, biological process: positive regulation of DNA-templated transcription; DNA-templated transcription. Lineage: Eukaryota; Metazoa; Chordata; Actinopteri; Perciformes; Percidae. Bases 1540 to 3063 code for a protein of 507 amino acids. Gene Ontology annotation, cellular component: nucleus. Gene Ontology annotation, molecular function: RNA binding; DNA binding. The transcript has 12 exons. The record is from RefSeq and is a predicted model, not a curated record.